AUAUUCAAAGAUUCAAAAUAAUCGAUAUGAAGACACCUACAUGACCCAUCCUUUGAUAAAAAAGAUAUCUCCGCCCAAAUACCACUCUUGUCAGUGUCCGGAAAAAUGGCCGACAGUGAAAAGGAGGAAGCCCACAAUCUCGUUAUGUUUUAGCCUUGGAUGUUGAAGUCUGAUAUUUAUCGCUGGGAAAUAAUAUUAGACAGCUACUGGGGCAUCUCAACGGCGACACAUUGAAAUAAAAAUGAUACGUUAUCAGGAUUCGGGGAGAGAAAAAUAUAUUCUCGGGUUAUUAAUUCGAUAUGAUUAAUCUAUUUCUGGUCCUCAUAGUUCAGUGAGACAGUUGGACGUCCGUUCAAUGAAUUAUUGAUUUUUUUCGGCCUCUGGGACAAUAGGAUAUUGUUCAUAAUAAUGAUGAUGAUGCAAAUGGAGUUCGAGUGGGUGUUGCAUGAUGAAGUGCACUCCUCACUGUCACAGUUACGAGGAAUUCUGAUGGAAUGUGCACAAAGAUUUCCUCUGGCACUCUUCGGCAACGACCAACAAUGCAAAACUGAUAGAUUUGUUUUUGCGGCACCACACGACCAAGUCAAAUGUGUUGCAGUCCUUACUGGAGAUAGUAUUACAAAUGCAGAAGUUACCUUCAAAGUCCAGAAACAGCAGAAUGUUUCCGUGCGAACGAGUAUACAAAACGACCAUCCCUGGAAACUGCAACAGAUUCAGGACGCAGCUAAUCAUCUUCAACAGGCAAUCGCACACAUUGACAAUGUGGAUAAACAGUAUUCAUUCAAAACUUCCGACGAGGUUAUGCACAUCCUUGGGAAUAUACUCGGGUGCCUCCAGAGAAGCCGAACUAGUCUUAUUGUGCCUAAGAAAAAGGCGAUUGAUGAUUUAAUCAAGAGCCGAAAUAUGAAAUCGCUGAAUCCAAAUUUAGCUGAAAAUUUGGCAAUAAGUUUUUAUAUACAGAGUUACAAGCUUGUCCUAGCUGUCUAUCAGCUGGAGAGUACUCAUGGAAGCCUGAAGUAUGAAUCGCAACAGGCUGAGUGCAGUGUUCCCUGGUUAAAUGAUGCGCUUGUACUGCUUACGAUAUCACUUCAACUGUGUCAAAGGUUAAAGGAUAAGAUCUGCGUAUUUUCCCAGUACAAAGACUUCACUGUGGGGUCACGUGUGCCAUCAGCAAUGGGCUGAUAAAUCUUCACCAGAAGUAAAGGACGUAAUGAAAUUCUUAACCAUCAGUUAGUUGCCGUAAUUUUUUUUAAUAUAGAAAUUACGUUACCAGUCAAUCUCCUAGAGAGUACACCAGCCAUUAAGUUAGUGCCACCAAAUUCAGGUCGUAAUAAAUCAGGCGAAAUAUUUCCAUUCUUCCUGCUUUAGUCAAGGUACUUCCGCAAUAAUCAUAUGGGAGUAGAAGAAAAUGUGAUAGAGAGUGGAAAUUUUGAGAAUAUAUUCUUCAGAAAAGUGAAAAUAUGUCCCGAAAGUCUCAAGAUGACUUACCACAUCGAUUUUUGGAGGCGGCAACAUAAUUAUAUUGUCAUUUGCCACAGGACCUUGUGAGACACUUUUUAAUGGAUAAUGACGAGCACUAAAAAUACGGCAAAAAUCCAAAUAUUUGAUUUACCGCAUCGUACAGAUUUUUAAUAUACAUUCCUUCAAUUUUAUUGAUGGUGACAUGAAUCACACUGACAAAAUUAGUGAAUCAAAAAGAUAUUUAUUUGGAUAGUGUCAAAGAAAUACUUUUUCAAAAUCAGGCAAAAUUAUUUGUACUCUGAAAAAUUGAAAAAGUACAAGAGAAUAUUGUUAACAAUUUUGACAUGCAAUAUGACAAGAGUUCCAUAAUUAUUCGAUAUUUCCCGAUUUUUCUGCCAACAAAUGCAGGAAGACAAUCUUUCACGGUAAAAAAUCACGAGCGCAAAGUGUGAAUGAUUUUUAUGGAAAGCUUGAUAAGUUCGUAUAUUUGCAGAGAAUCUAAAGAGAAAUAUCAGAUUAAUUGUAAAGCUCGAAUCAUAUGCGGGGGAUUACUUUUUUCUUUCAAAUAUAAUAGUAUUAAUACUCACUAUAAUAGCCAUUCACUUCCCCGAAAUGAGGUCAAAUGCGUCGUUUUUAUUGUUCAAAAUUCCGAUAGGGGAAAUAAUCAAUUGAAUAUCACGUAAAUUGUACAAACUAACAUCGAAUGGUGCCCUUAUAUUGGCUUAAAUUUGCAUGUAAAAAUGAAUUCAAAGUACUUCCCCAUAGGUGAAUCAAUUACCUUCAUGAUGAAGUUUAUUUAUUUGUAUUUAUAAAAUUAACAAAAGUGAAAGAACGAAUAUUCACUCUAAAAAGAAAUUCGUAAAAAUGAGAAAAAUUGAUUGUAAUUAAUUAUCAACUUAAUCUUUUUUAAGAAUGUUGAUCAACAUAUUUUAAGCAAUUCAAGUGAUUUAUCCACCAAAUAUAAUUUGUUUGUUUUGUCUAGUUAUAAGUAAAUUUCGAUUUGUAACAAAAAUUUGAAGAUAUUGAUAAAGUUUAUUCUCCGGUGAAAGAACGAAUGAAAAAGAAUGGAAAUAUAUUUCGUGGUAUUUAAUUCAAAGUUCCUUGCUUAUUAAUGAAAAAAAUUGUGUUUCUAAUCACAGAAAAGGGAAGAGUCUUUAAAAAACACCUGACAAUAAUUGUAUUGGAGUUAGUAGAAGUUUUAAUGGAGUCGACAAACAAUUAUGCACUUGAUUGGUAUCGAAGUGUUUUUGGCACGUUAAUUAGACGCCUUGGAUGGGUUAUACAAUGACUUCUCCCAUCUGAAUUAACUAAUCAUUAGAAUUGGUCAGGAAAAGUGACUAUUACAAGCAAUUCGCUCUGUUGUUGUCCUAGAAUAAUUGAUAAUUAAUUCAACGGUGAUUAAUAUAUUGUUUUUGAAUAAAUAAAUGAGUUUGAGGAGCGAUUGUUGUAUAAUGGGUCUCAUGUAAUCGUUGCUUAAGCAUUUUUAUGCUUAAGGUUGUGUCAAUUUUAGGACGUUUGUGCUAAUAAAUUAAUUGUUUGUUCGAA
This is a messenger RNA of Diachasmimorpha longicaudata, 3006 nucleotides long. RefSeq names its product protein rogdi (gene rogdi). The transcript is spliced from 7 exons. Lineage: Eukaryota; Metazoa; Arthropoda; Insecta; Hymenoptera; Braconidae. The record is from RefSeq and is a predicted model, not a curated record. Bases 409 to 1182 code for a protein of 257 amino acids. Gene Ontology annotation, cellular component: RAVE complex.